Molecule: messenger RNA, 398 nt
Organism: Spodoptera litura
Lineage: Eukaryota; Metazoa; Arthropoda; Insecta; Lepidoptera; Noctuidae
Source: RefSeq, a predicted model, not a curated record
AUGGCGUUUUUAUUUCCAACACCGUUUUAUCUGUUCACAAUUCUAUUUUAUUCAAUAUCACACAGCCUUUCAAUUGAAAGUAGUGCAGGGUAUCCCGCUGCGUGGAAUCAGAUGCAAUCUUAUUUUGGACAUCAAGGAUACCGAGCACCUAUUCCAACGCUUGGUGAUCUUUGUAACAAUUUGGCCCUGGUUCGACAUCAGAAGUUGAUAUGCAUACUCUGCAGAGGAUUCGACCGUUCAUGUUUAUUCCAAACAACAACGCCUCCGUCGACGAGUACGUCGACUUCUACGGCUCCUUCAACUACCACGACCUCGACUUCUACGACUUCUACAACUUCUACAUCUACGACUACAACGGUUGCACCUGCGGAGACGUAAAUUAUAGUAAUGACCACCCU